Molecule: messenger RNA, 864 nt
Organism: Saprolegnia parasitica CBS 223.65
Lineage: Eukaryota; Oomycota; Saprolegniomycetes; Saprolegniales; Saprolegniaceae
Product: hydroxyacylglutathione hydrolase
Exons: 3
Coding region: 1-864 (287 amino acids)
Molecular function (GO): hydroxyacylglutathione hydrolase activity
Source: RefSeq, a predicted model, not a curated record
AUGCUGCUCGGGAAGCUGCGGCCGGCGCUGCGGACGAUGGUCACGACGACCAAGAAGCGGCUCCAGCGGUCGGAGCCCCAUCUGCGCGUGCGCCUCGUGCCCAUGUUUGACGACAACUACGGCUACCUUGUCAUUGAUGAGGCCAACCAGCAUGUCCUGGCCGUGGACCCUGCCCAAGCCGACGUCAUGGCACCCGUUCUUGCCGAGGAGCUCGCCAUCAACAACCGCGAGAUGCUUGCCGUACUCACGACGCAUGGCCACCCGGACCACUGCGGCGGCAACGAGACCUUUGCCGCCAAGUACCCCGGGAUUACGAUCACAGGCCCGCACAACGAGGCAAUUCCAGCCAUGACGACGCCGUUGAAGGGUGGCGAAGAGUUUAAGCUCGGUGCCAUGGACAUCCAGGCGCUCGCGGUGCCAUGCCACACGAAGGGCCAUCUCGCGUACGUCGUUUCCGGCGACCCCGAGACGCCGCCGCUGCUGUUUCCCGGCGACACGCUCUUCGUGGGCGGCUGCGGCAAGUUUUUCGAGGGCACGGCCGAGGACAUGUACCACGCCUUGUACGAGGUGAUCCUGCAAUUGCCAAAGGAAACCAAGGUCUACUGCGGGCACGAGUACACCAUGUCCAACUUGCGCUUCGCGCUGAGCGUCGACCCGACCAACGCCGUGUUGCGGGAAAAGAUUGCGUGGGCCAAGCUCCGCCGCUCCAAGAACCUGCCCACGAUCCCGUCCACGCUGCGGGAAGAGAUGCUCUUCAACCCGUUCUUGCGCGUGCACGACGAAGUCAUUCGCAACGCCGUCGGCGGCAACGACCCGAUCACUGUGCUCUCCAACCUUCGCCGCAAGAAGGAUAGCUUCAUUUAG